UACUCUGCAGACUGUUGGUACUGUCUGUCCCAUUAUUAUAGCAAAAAGGUGACAGGAAAACUAGAAUAGAGACUGGGACUUCAUUUAAGGGACGGUUUCGUCUUAAUGUUUUUUGUGGCAAAGCAGACAGGGUUAAUUUAUUACUUAGAAUAUCCACUAUGGCUGUGAGGGGGCCUUAAGAAGUGAUUUGAAGGCUUUCAUUCUAUAUCCCUGUUCUACUUGGACUGGAUUGGUAAAUUACUGGGUAUCAUUCUUAAAUUUUUGUUUUCCAACAAGUUUCUUUUAUUGUUAAGUUGCCUUCUACAGGACAUUCCUUUGAAAGUAUUAGAGCUCACAGCUUGAAGCAGACAUCCCAACUCUGAACUUCAGCUUGGGCAUAAAUUUCAGGUUGGCUUCCUAACAUUAAAGAGAAAAUGCUGCUAUCAGUGACUUCAAGGCCUGGGAUUUCGACUUUUGGCUAUAACAAGAACAACAAGAAGACAUAUGUGUCAUUGUCUCAGCCCAUGGCACCACCUAGUCCAAGCAACAGUACCCCUAACAGCAGCAGUGGGAGCACUGUAAGUGACCAGCUGAGUAAAACCAACCUCUACAUCCGGGGAUUGCAGCCAAGCACUACCGACCAGGACCUAGUCAAGUUGUGUCAGUCAUAUGGCAAGAUUGUCUCCACUAAGGCCAUACUGGACAAGACCACAAACAAAUGCAAAGGCUAUGGCUUUGUGGACUUUGACAGUCCUUCAGCAGCACAGAAAGCUGUAACAGCACUGAAAGCCAGUGGUGUGCAAGCACAGAUGGCAAAGCAACAGGAGCAGGACCCCACAAAUUUAUACAUCUCAAACCUCCCACUGUCAAUGGAUGAGCAAGAACUGGAGGGAAUGCUGAAGCCCUUUGGCCAGGUUAUUUCCACUAGAAUCCUUCGAGACACCAGUGGGACCAGCAGAGGGGUUGGCUUUGCAAGGAUGGAGUCCACAGAGAAGUGUGAAGCCAUCAUCACCCACUUUAAUGGAAAAUAUAUUAAGACACCCCCUGGAGUACCAGCCCCAUCUGAUCCCUUGCUUUGCAAGUUUGCUGAUGGGGGUCCAAAGAAACGACAGAACCAAGGAAAAUUUGUGCAAAAUGGACGGGCCUGGCCAAGGAAUGGAGACAUGGGUGGUAUGGCCUUGACCUAUGACCCCACCACAGCUCUUCAGAAUGGGUUUUACCCAGCUCCUUAUAACAUCACCCCCAACAGGAUGCUUGCUCAGUCUGCACUGUCCCCGUAUCUUCCAUCUCCUGUGUCUUCAUAUCAGAGAGUAACUCAGACAUCUCCUCUACAAGUACCUAACCUGUCUUGGAUGCACCACCAGUCAUACCUCAUGCAGCCUUCAGGUUCAGUUCUGACACCAGGAAUGGAUCAUCCUAUUUCUCUCCAGCCUGCCUCCAUGAUGGGACCUCUUACCCAGCAACUGGGCCACCUCUCGCUCAGCAGCACGGGCACAUAUAUGCCAACAGCUGCAGCUAUGCAAGGAGCGUACAUCUCCCAGUACACCCCUGUGCCUUCUUCCAGUGUUUCAGUUGAGGAUGGCGGCAGCCAGCAAAAUCAAGUGACAGUGGAUGCUCCCUCAGACCAUGGGGUCUAUUCUUUCCAGUUCAACAAGUAACAGUGGAUUUCCCUCCCCAUCUUUGUUGAGUAUAAAUGAAUUCUUGGAGAUGCUGAUGCUCCAGACUCCAGAGGGCUGACCAGGAAUACAGCCCCUCUGUGGGCCCAGCUGAGGACUAACACUUGGUCAUCGGUUUUCACAGGCCUGGGCCUGGAAAAAGAAGUCUCUGCACUCCUGCCCUGUGCUCUUCCUCCACUCCUGGUGGAGCCUGGAGGAACUGUCACUUUGUGUGUGUGCUACAGUCAAGGAGACCAAAAAGACUUCUUUUCUUUUGUGAAGAAAGUUUUAUGUUUUGUUUUAAGCUGCAGUAUACUCUUUCCCUACCCCAAAGAGACACGGUGCCUGGAGCUUGUUCUCGUCUUUAUGAAAAACAGUUUUUGAUGUGUUGGACUUAUUUGGGAAGGCUUUUUAAACAAAUUAUUUUCUUAAAAGAAAAAGGUGUGGUGCUAGAACACUGAUGGAGUCCUACUGUGGGCCCUACUUACUGAGUUUAGUUAUGGACUUUUUGGCGGGGGGUGUAAGAAAAUAUGCAGACUUUUAAAGUUUUGUUUUAUAAAGCUCUUAGAUCACACAUCCCAUCUCUUCUUCACAUACAUUUUAUGCCUUCUUUCUCUCAUCCAGAGUGUUCUUUUUCUCUUUUCUAUACAGCAGAACCUGCCUACUUUGCCUCUUUACAGUUUUUAAUUUUGUGAAUUUCUUUUUUGAAUGAAAUUUCAUACGGAAUUUUGGGGGGCUGGGCAAGGAACAAGGUAGAACACUAAGCAGGCAGUGGAAGUGGCUUUUCCUCCCUCUGCCCUGCCACAUCCUAGGAGGAAAGACUAGACUUUGCCCUCCAGAAGCAGAGAUGUGACCUAGGCUCACUAAGGAGACAAUCCCACAGCCUUAGGAAGCCAUCCUCGAUCCAAAUUUGGAUGAAGACUAGGUUUUCCCUGGCAAGUUCCAGAGGAAUGGACCUACUGACUUCUGACUAACUCUUCUCACUGCCGAGGCCAACACCACAUCCUCUGAGAAAAUGUCUUCCCUUGCUACAGCUUUUCAGGAAUACCUGCUUUUCUGCUUCCUAGAGGAUCUUUUCUGCCCUGGGUCUCAAGGCCUCUCUCUUCCUUAUCUCACAUCGUUGCUGUGCUCAGAGCCUUUGCUUUUGUGACCUUGCUGAAUCCAUUUAGGUUCCUUCCCCACCACGGACAAUCAGCUGCUUUACCUCUAGACCAACGAUUCUCAAAGAGGUGGUUUUGUCGCCUAGAGGCCACUUGGCAAUCUCUGGAGACAUUUUUGGUUGUUGUGCCUGGGGGUGGGGCUGUGUGCUACUGGCAGCUAGUGGCUGGAGACCAGGGAUUCUGCUAAACACCCUGCAGGGCACAGCAGAGCCCCAACUCCCCCAGCAGAGAAUUGUCUGGCUCAAAAUGUCAGUAGUACCAAGGUUAGGAAACCUUGAUGUAGACAGUGUCAUCCCUGCCUCCUGUACCAGAGGACUUGGUAAAUUCCCAUCCCAACCCUGGACACACAGUGCCUUUUGACACUCAGGCAGCUAGUUGAGAGAGACAGAACUGAGGUUCUUGAAUUUUCCCCAGGCUUUGACCUUUGGCACAUCUGUGUACAGCAAGAGCUGUCCUUGAAAGGCUUGUGCCAUGUGCACACACACGUUCAGAGGGAUAGAGGUGGGACUGUUCUGUGUGUGUGCUGUGCAGGGGCGGGAAAGGACAAAGCUCUUUGUAACUGUCCAGAGCAACCUGCCCUAGUGUGUUUGGGCCCCUUUUCCAGGGAACCAGGACAUCAAAAAUAAUCUUCCUGCUUGUGGAAGGACAGCAGGGAGCUGGGAUAGAAAAGGGCCAUAAACCCCAUCUCACUAUUUACAAGGUCAGGAGUCCUUCAAAAAAAAGCUAUAAUUUGCUCUUCAACUCCAUCACCUUCUGCAAGACCUGACACACGGAGACAGAUAGGAGGAAGCCUUUGUCCAUCUUCUAGGAAAUAAGAUCCUGCACCUGUCUCUUCCCAGUCACUCCUUCUGCACUGAAAGGAGAGUUCUGCUCCCCUUCACUUCAAGGUCAGGUGCCUUUCCACCAGACAAUCAGACAGAAAGCCAAAUGAUGGAGAAUGGAGAAACAGGUGUUCAGUUUCUGUAGGGGAGAAGGAGAUGCUACUGGGCGGGAAGAAGCUGUAUUAUCAGUUGUUGUACAUAGAGCUUGGGCCUAGCUCCCCUCCACCCAUCCCAGAGUUGAGAGUCCUAACGCUCCCUACCCUUAGAGUGUCCUUUUGUACAUCCUGGGGUUAAGGGAGUAGGGGUGGGGGACAAUAGGUAGGAUGUAAAGUAUAAAGGAUAAAAUCGCCACUAUUAAUUUUCUCAUGGGUACUUCCAACCUCAGGAAGGGUUUAUCUAAUGUAAAACAGCCCCAAACCCAGUAACUUUAUAGAAGGUUUUGGCUGGGCAGGUAUCUCUUGCUUCUGAGUCUCUACUCCUUAGUCAAGGAAAAUACACCAUAUAUUUCUUGUCAGUGGCCUUGAAGAAAAGGAGAAAAAUCUAGAAUCCUGUUCAUUUAAUUAAUAGUAGUUUGGGGGAGCCUUGCUUUGCUAGGAGGCUUAGUGAAAUGAGGGCCUUUCACGUGUAGAAACUGUUGUUGAUGUCACUGCUGCCGCUCCUCUGCCUCCCAGAAUUCCUGGUUCUGUCUGCUUUCUCUGUCUGUAUUUAAAUGUUUAAAUGGCUGUAAUUUUGCUUUGUUUUGUUUUAAAAUUCUGAAGUUAC
Balaenoptera acutorostrata (minke whale) is the source of this 4377-nucleotide messenger RNA. It is a transcript of the gene RBMS2, whose product is annotated as RNA binding motif single stranded interacting protein 2. The transcript has 16 exons. Lineage: Eukaryota; Metazoa; Chordata; Mammalia; Artiodactyla; Balaenopteridae. Gene Ontology annotation, cellular component: cytosol; ribonucleoprotein complex; nucleus. Bases 414 to 1637 code for a protein of 407 amino acids. Gene Ontology annotation, molecular function: mRNA 3'-UTR binding; poly(A) binding; poly(U) RNA binding. The record is from RefSeq and is a predicted model, not a curated record.